ACACUGUUGUCACUUUUCGGAUGUCGGGACUCCGUCUUUGCCUUCUGCUUUCGCGUCCUGACUGAGCAGGUCGCUCGCUGUGUGUGGAGCUCAGUCGUCGCUGACUCUUGUCUUGUCUUCAGGACGUCUGGUUGGAUGUCGGCGUGCGUCUCUCUCCCGUGGGCAUGUGGACGCCUCCGUCUGGGCUGUGGACUCCUCCUUGUGGCCUCCUUACCGCUCCUGGCUGCAGGCAGAGUGAGCAACUGCUCGCACCCUCUGGUGCCAGAACAUGGAGGGUUCCGCUGCGACCCGUCUCCGUGCCGCGGGUUCCCCCAGAAGAGCUCCAUCCAUCUGUUCUGCGAGCCCGGAUACCACAUCAAGGUCCGAGUGUCCAGGUGUCAACACGGCAGGUGGCAGCCCCCGAUCCCCGCCUGCGUCCCGGCCAAAGACGGGCCCAAGGUCCAGAAGGAGCCGGACGAGCGGCCCGGUGACUCCAUGCCCAGCAUGGCCACCACGGCGGUGGGCGUCUCCAUCUUCCUGCUCACCACCACCGCCUGCCUGGUGGUCAAGUCCCGCCUCUACCCCUGUCAAUCACACGGCAGCCGGCGCUCCUCGGACCAGCUGGACCUGAUGGUGGACGGGCUCCCGGUCCCGCUGCCGUCCUACGAGGAGGCCGUGUACGGCAGCUGGGGCCAGCGGCUCCCCGCCUGCUCGGCGCCGGGUCCCACCCAGCUGCUGCUGUCCCAGGAGGCUCCGGGCCGCCCGCCGGCGCCCCACGGGCACCAGGCCGACGGCAGCCACCGGCCGCUGCUCGGCCAGAGCCCCGACUCCGCGCCGCCGCCGCCGUACGAGGAGGUCCCGGCGCCGCAUCGCAGAGAGCGGACGGGCGACGGGGACGCGCUCUCACAGGACAAGGACACCUGACUGACGGGGGGGCGGGUCGGGUGGGGUCGACCCGGCCGACCCAGCUGCCCCUGCUGUGAUUGACAGCAGACCCUGCGCCGCCUGCACUUUCCCUGACUGGCUGCCGCUCGCCGGGCUCACGCGUCGCUCGCGCCCUGAACUGAAACGGGUCGGGUUCCGUUGGAGCGUCUGUGACAGCGGAACCGGAGCGUCUGCUCUUUCACUUGUACAUGAGAAUGUAAAUAAGAAGCACAGAACGACGUCGGUGACGGGCCGGUCGAGGCUCCCUCCACAGUCAGCCCGUGUUUCCAUGGCAACCGGCUCCACAGCCUUUCCAUCAGUUGUUUGUGCAGCUUUUGUGCACGUGUUGUUGCACUAACACCCAGUGAAGCUUUCAAACGGCAGCUUGCCGUUGACUUAAAUCACACUUGAUUUUGUGUAACAGCUAAAUGUUCGGAAACUAAACCGGCUUUAAAGUGUUGAUGUGGAGUGAACCAAUGUUUUGAUGGAUUUGAAUCAAAACCCCUUUUUCUUCGGGUUUUAGCUUCUGGCUGAAAUGGUUUUGCAGGUAUUUCACACCCGUGGAGACACAGAAGUGCUUUUACUGAACUGGCUGCUGCUUUGACUGCACAGCGACCGACGCCUUCAGACCAUGAAUGUAUUUAAUGUUAAACUUUGUGACAAAUCUUUAGUAAUAUAUGGAAUGUAAUAUUUACAGAAUGACUAUUUGUAUAUCGUAUUAUUGCACAGAAUUCGAGGAAUAAAUGUUCUUUAUCUGA
Molecule: messenger RNA, 1661 nt
Organism: Betta splendens (Siamese fighting fish)
Lineage: Eukaryota; Metazoa; Chordata; Actinopteri; Anabantiformes; Osphronemidae
Exons: 4
Coding region: 136-903 (255 amino acids)
Source: RefSeq, a predicted model, not a curated record